GGAGUGGGGCGGGCUGGAAGCCCAGGUUCUCUCCCAGUUUGUGGGGGUGUGGUUGCUGAGAGUCUGCACACAACGGUGCUCUCCUAGUUUGGGGGGGAAGGCAGGGUUCGCUGGUAGCCCUGAUGCCUGGGUUCCCUUUCUGUUUGAAGAGAGAAGAGGAGGGGGCUGCUGGGAGCCCGGAUGCCUGGGUUCUCUCCCUGUUUUGGCAGGGGGUGGGGGGUGUUGCUGGGAGCCCAGAUGCCUGGGUUUCCUCCCUGCUGCGGGGUUGACAGUGGGAUGUUGGGGACCCAAUGGGCUAGACCAACCCAGGUCACCUGCAACUCUGGGCCCUUGGGGGUGGCAGCAGGGCAGGCAGCUUCCCCACAGGAGGGGCAGUGCCCACAUCCAGCAUCUGGUUCCCCAUGGCUCCCUUGGGUGGGUCUGGCACCAAGAGGAGCCACCACCGGGUUCGCUGGCAAGACAGAGAAUUGGCCUAGAGCAGAAUCGAAUCCCAUGGCUCUGUUUGCUUAGAAGGGAUCCUCCAGAUCCUUGGCCCUCAUGGUGGCGGAGCUAAGCCAUCCAGCUCUUUGGGUUGGCACCCUUCAACCCUUGAAUGCUCCUGCCACUGACCAAUCUGGAGCGUGGCACAGCCUAGUUCCCCAUCACAAUUGGUCUUGGGGUCAGUUCUUGGAGGCCAGAUUCCUCUAUGUCUUCUCCUCAUGAAGGCCUCUGUGUUUGAGCGGCUUCUCAGUGUUCCCAGUUAAGCUAAUGAGCAUUGGGGACAGGAAGAAGACGGGAACAUGGUUCUUCCGUGUAUUGUAGGCCUCCCACUCCUUCUUUCUAGGAGAGCUAGAGGACUUGUAUCAGCCUAGAGCAGGGGGUCAAACUCAUUGGGGCCAGCUGACCUGUCUGCACGGACAGUUGGGGUGGCCAGGCCUUCUGAAGGCCGUGUCCCAUUACUGCAUGCCCAUUAUUUCCUGUCCCAUUCCUUGCUCAAGAGAGAGCCAUCUUCGCAGGAAUCAUUCCCAAGAUGGUGGCCGGCUCCCAAGAUGGCCUCUUGAGUGCUGGGAGCAGCCACAAGAUGGCAACUGAGCAGUGACGGAGAGCGUCGCGGGACAGAGGCAUCACCGAACCCAACCAUGGGGGUAGACAGAGGGGUUGGAUGGUGGUGAUGGACCAGCUUCGCUUGCCUGGUGAGCACGAGGAUACCUGUAUCGAUGCCCAUAGGAUGCUGCCAAUGUGGGAGCCAUCUUAAUGGGGAUUGCUGCCAAGAUAGGAGUUGGAUCCCAAUGUGGCUUCUUGAGUGCCAGAGGCAGCCACAAGAUGGCAGUGGUGACAGCAGCAACAUUCAUCAGAUGGAAGCUGUGCUAUAGGGAACAAGCAGUGAGGAGAGAUGUUGCCCAACGGUCUUGGUGUCCCCAGGAAGACGUGGGGCUAAAACGCUUGAGCUUAGAACCCCAAUACUGCAGUGACUUCCUGGCACCAGAGGACCCCAGCCUGCCCCCCCACUGGUGGGCCCAGCCAUGCCACCCAACAAGGCCUCCCCAGGCCAUGCAGGGACGCCAAGCGCCCUCAUCUGCCUGCCACCUGUCUCUGAGGACCUGCUAGUGGUGUGGACGGAGGCUUCACAGACCAGCGACCUGGACGCCCACCAACCACUGCUGCAGGCCUUCAGCCGCUUCCCCUACCCCAGCCUGGCUGACAUGGCACUGCUGUGUCUCCGGCACAGCCUCAAGAUGGAGAAAGUGAAGGCCUGGUUCAUGGCCCAGCGUCUGCGCUGCGGCAUCAGCUGGAGCCCUGAGGAGAUAGAGGCCACCCGAGUCCGCCUGGCUGUCCACUGGGACCAGAUGCCCUUCAGGGCGCUACUCGCCAGCCGGGACCCCCUGGCACAGGCUGGCAAGAGCCAAGGGGCUUCUGUGCCUGCCCCCAGCAAAGCCCAGGAGAGCUGGGUGACCUCAGUGGUCCAGACCCCAGGGGCAGCUUCCAUGGUCUCCCCCUACCAAGCCCAUGAGAUCCAGGUGACCUCUCCUGUCCAGGCCCCGGGGGCAGCCUCCAUCAUCUCACCUUAUCAAGCCCAGGAGAUCCAGGUGGUAUCUUCUGUCCCAACCCCCACUGGGUCCCGGCAUAGAGCCCCCGAGAGCAAGCCACCAACGGGGCCUUCCCUCCAGCCCAGGGUGGAAGCACCGGCUGUGCCACCACCCAGCCUAUAUCCCACGCCGCCACCCGCCUACCGCGCCUGGAUGGAUUUCCCUGCUGCCUCCAGCCUCGAUCUCCCUCCACAGGGUGUGGGCACAGCCCCCUGGGACCUCAGCAAGCCCUCCCGGCUCGGGGCCCCUGAUGGUGGGGGACAGUCGGAAGCGGUGCCAACAUCCUCCUCCCUGGCUUCCUCGCGAGGCCCAGCUGUGCCACCAGCCAAUGGGGCCAAGUUAUGGGGUCAGCACCCAAGCCCAGAAGCCCAACAGCAGCCCCGGAAGAUCAAGCGGAAGACAAAGGAGCAGCUGGCCAUGCUCAAGUCCUUCUUCCUGCGAUGCCAGUGGGCGCAGCGAGAGGAUUACUUGUGGCUGGAGCAGGUCACAGGGCUGCCGCGAACUGAGAUCAUCCAGUGGUUUGGGGACACCCGCUAUGCCCUCAAGCAUGGGCAGCUGAAGUGGUUCUGGGACAACACAAUGCCUGGCUCCGGGCCCCCGGCCCAAGGCUCCGGGCCCACAGCCCAAGGUGCCGAGCCCCCGGCCCAGGCCACCAGGCCCCUGUCCCAGAGCCCCAAGCUGCAGCCAGACACAGCCCCACUGGAGAGCUACUGGGCUGCCCACUGGCAGCUGCGGGAGGUGGACGUGCCAGCACUGUGCCAGCAGUCGGGGAUGGGGAGAGAGGAGGUGCUGAACUGGUUCUACUCGCGCUCCCCUGAACCAGCGGAGGUGGAGGUGUGCUUGGGUGAGGAGGAUGGCGGCGAGGAGGAGGAGGAGGUGAUGGCACCCGACGAAGAGGAAGAGGAGGAGGAGGAGGAGGAGGAGGAUGAGGAGGACGACGACGACGAUGAAGAUGACCUGGUCCUCCAGGAGUGAGGGGCGUUGGUUCCAGAGACCAUUGCUGUGGGG
Alligator sinensis (Chinese alligator) is the source of this 3074-nucleotide messenger RNA. It is a transcript of the gene HOMEZ, whose product is annotated as homeobox and leucine zipper encoding. Gene Ontology annotation, biological process: regulation of transcription by RNA polymerase II. Gene Ontology annotation, cellular component: nucleus. The transcript is spliced from 4 exons. Gene Ontology annotation, molecular function: DNA binding; DNA-binding transcription factor activity, RNA polymerase II-specific. The record is from RefSeq and is a predicted model, not a curated record. NCBI's taxonomy places the organism in Eukaryota, Metazoa, Chordata, Crocodylia, Alligatoridae. Bases 1503 to 3041 code for a protein of 512 amino acids.